This is a messenger RNA of Mixia osmundae IAM 14324, 1260 nucleotides long. RefSeq lists its product as uncharacterized. The transcript is spliced from 9 exons. The coding region runs from base 1 to 1260 and encodes 419 amino acids. The record is from RefSeq and is a predicted model, not a curated record. Gene Ontology annotation, biological process: medium-chain fatty acid catabolic process; fatty acid beta-oxidation. Gene Ontology annotation, cellular component: mitochondrion. Gene Ontology annotation, molecular function: medium-chain fatty acyl-CoA dehydrogenase activity; flavin adenine dinucleotide binding. Lineage: Eukaryota; Fungi; Basidiomycota; Mixiomycetes; Mixiales; Mixiaceae.
AUGACGGCAGGACUCGCAAGACAGCUGCUACGAGCCUCGACAGGCUCUCUACGAUCUCAGCAUGCGGCACGACGUAGCUAUGCCAGCGUGACCGAAAGCGCCGGUUCCGUCUGUUUCUCGCUCUCUGAGGAUCAGCGAGCCUACCAAGAUCUAGCGAGAAAGUUCUCUGCUGAGCACAUCAUACCCGUCGCGGCAGAACUCGAUCGCUCGAUGGCUUAUCCCUGGGAGAUCAUUCGCAAGGCACACGGAGCUGGUCUCCUCAACACGCAUAUUCCAGAAGCGUACGGCGGUCCAGGAUUGAGUCUGAUGGACUGUGCGCUCAUCAGCGAGGAAUUGGCGUUUGCCUGUUCGGGAGUGCAGACCGCAUGCGAAGCCCUAGGGUUGGCCGAAGCACCGUUGAUUGUUGCCGGCUCGCACGAGACCAAGCUCAAAUAUCUCGGUAGAAUGACGGAAGAGCCCAUUGUUGCAGCCUACUGUGUGACCGAGCCAGGAGCAGGUAGUGACGUAGCCAACAUCUCGACCAAGGCUGAAAAGCGAGGCGACAAAUGGGUUCUGAACGGAACAAAGAUGUGGAUCACCAACGGCGGUCACGCGAAUUGGUACUUUGUGCUCGCCAAGUCAGAUCCGAAUGCGAAACCACACAAGUCCAUGACCGGCUUCGUCGUCGACGCAUCCACGCCAGGCAUCAUCAUCGGCAAGAAAGAGAUCAACAUGGGUCAGAGAUGUUCAGACACGCGUAUGAUCACUUUUGAGGACGUCGAGGUACCUAUGGAGAAUGUAUUGGGCAAAGAGGGCGAGGGUUUCAAAGUGGCCAUGGCCGCCUUUGAUAUCACACGACCUCUUGUUGCUGCAGGAGCGACUGGACUCGCUCAGCGCGCGUUAUGGGAAGCUGCGCGAUACGCUCAGACGAGGAAGACAAUGGGCAAGCCGAUCAUCAGUCAUCAAGCUAUCGCGUUUAUGCUGGCCGAGAUGACAAUGUCCGUCGAGUCUGCUCGUGCGAUGGUGUGGAAGGCAUGCUGGAUGAAGGACGUCGGCGAGCGUAACACCUACUAUGCUUCGAUUGCAAAGUGUAUGGCAUCUGCUGCCGCAGUCAGCAACGCCAACAAUGCUGUCCAGAUCUACGGUGGUAUGGGUUACAAUACAGAGGCGCCUGUCGAGAAGCUCUUCAGGGACAGCAAGAUCUACGAGCUCUACGAAGGCACAACGCAAAUACAGAAGCUCAUCAUCUCCAAGCAUCUCGAGAGCAUGUAUCCCGUCUAG